This is a messenger RNA of Lineus longissimus, 4448 nucleotides long. Its product is annotated as ras-related protein Rab-9A-like. The coding region runs from base 278 to 919 and encodes 213 amino acids. Gene Ontology annotation, biological process: retrograde transport, endosome to Golgi. NCBI's taxonomy places the organism in Eukaryota, Metazoa, Nemertea, Pilidiophora, Heteronemertea, Lineidae. The transcript is spliced from 2 exons. Gene Ontology annotation, molecular function: GTP binding; GTPase activity. The record is from RefSeq and is a predicted model, not a curated record. Gene Ontology annotation, cellular component: late endosome; phagocytic vesicle; lysosome.
UCAACGAAGUCAUGUGACGCGAGAAAAUUAACUUCCUCCAUUUUUGCAUGUUUUUGCAACAUAAAGCGUGUUUUUGGUGAACUCCGAUUGGUUUUCUCCUUCCAAUUUGAUCGAUCAAGUUGUUUUCUAUCCAUUUCAUCAAACAGAAGUUGGAUAAUGGUUUAAAGAGUAAGAAAUGUGCUGCCAGCAGAUUCCAGUGCACUGACGGGCAUCAGAUUCAGAAUAUAAAAGCAGGAUAGUCUUUCUGGGGCGGGUUGCAGCCGACAGCGUUGUACCAAUGCCUGCGGCUAACGGUCGAGCAGCAAACAUGACCAAGGGGAAGUUACUUAAGGUCGUCCUCCUUGGCGACGGUGGCGUGGGCAAGAGUUCCCUCAUGAACCGAUUCGUCAGUAAUAAAUUUGAUUCUCAAUCGUUUCACACGAUCGGAGUAGAAUUUCUUAAUAAGGACGUGAUGGUCGACAAUGAGAGUUAUACGAUGCAGAUAUGGGACACGGCAGGACAGGAGAGAUUCAAAAGUUUACGAACUCCGUUCUAUCGUGGUGCUGACUGCUGCUUGUUGACAUUCGGCGUCGACGAUAUGCAAAGUUUUAAAAAUCUUCAAAUGUGGCGGAAGGAGUUCUUAUAUUAUGCGGAUGUCCAGGACGGUGAUAACUUUCCAUUUGUGAUUCUGGGGAAUAAAGUGGACGUGAUGAAUCGCGUGGUGACUCCAGAUGAGGCACAGGCUUGGUGUCAAGCCAACGGUAAUGUGCCCUAUUAUGAAACUAGUGCCAAAGAUGCGAUUAACGUGGACGAAGCAUUUACUGAAGCUGUGAAACGUGUGAUAACCAUGGAGGCCAACUUAGAUCUACGAGGAGGGUUGCACAGUGAUACGGUCGACUUGUCCAGGAAGUUACAACGAGCGGGUGGGGGCUGUUGUUAGUCAAGUGAUUGUAGUUUAGCUAACUUAUAAUAUGAACCAUCUUAACUGGGGAUUCGACUCACAGCAGUAAAUUUGACCUUAUUCAAUAUUGUAUUGUAACUAUUGCUUUGAAAUAUUAAGAAAGCUGUGAAGUUCCGAUGUGACUCUUGCGAUUAUGAUAUUCCUGACAUUCGUUUUUGGAGCGCAUGUUCAUCAUGGGAAUUUCAGAAUCUGGAACGUCAUCCAUCUUUGCAUUUUAGACCGAGAAAUGUGUUUACCUGAUUAUAUUUACACGUCUAUUCCUAGAAAUGAGAAUUCCAGUUGACAAUAACAGUUGUGAUAAAAAUCAGCUGGAAAAUACUGUACAUCUCUAAAAUAAAAAAGUGAAAUAUUUCUUUUAAAUUGCUUUGACCGCCUCCCCCAGUACCCUCAAAAUAAAACCAAGCGGAGACCAUGCUCAAUGUUGUAAGUAAAGCUACAAAUGAUUUAUGUGGGCAAGGGUGAUAACGAUUUCUAUAAAUAAAGUAUGUAGAACCUCUCCAUUAAGGACACCCUUGGGACUGACUUAUGCUGUCCUAAUAGAGAGGUGUCCUGAUUACAGAGGUUGGAUUGAAUAGAAGCCACCCCUUCGGGACCAAAACCGCUGUCCUUAAUAGAGAGGUUGUCCUGGUAGAGAGGUGUCUGCCAAGAAAGGUUCCACUGUACUUAUCAAGUCCUUACUAUGAACAUCUGGGCCUGGAUUGAUCUCUCGUUUUCAACAAGUUCAGGUCACGAGUGGUAAGAACACGAUGUGGCCUGAUUACCCUUAUCAUUAAAAAAAUCAUUACGGAACAGGUGUUAUAUUUAAAAAUGUAUAAUGCGACAUUAAGUUGUAGUAAGUUGUACUAUUACAGUACAUGUUACAACGAUUUUUAACAUUGUGACUGAACAUAAAUGUUCAUGAUGAUACAUACAUACUUGUCUAGCUCCGAGAUUUGCUUGAACCAUUUUCAAAGCCUGAUAACUGUUACUGAAAGAUAGUCGAAAGUAUUCAGUUGAAAUAAUUCCAAACCAUUGAACAUGCAGCCUCUGCCACUGGGCAAUGCAGUGGCUUGGUAGAUGCUGCUAGCCCAUCAGUUUGCUUAAGAAAGAACUACAGUAGAACCUCUCUAUUAAGGACACCCUCGGGACAUGUGUCCUGAUUGAAGAGGUCAAUAAUAGAGAUUGUCCUUAUUAGAGAGGUGUCUGCUAAGGGAGGUUCCACUGUAUUUAUUUGCACCUGCAGCAACUCUUAGGUAUAGAGCAAAAUCAAAGAUCUCUCAACAUCUCUAAGUCUAACCACUAAUAAUACUAACUUGACAUCUAGCUUGCAUUUUCGCAUGUUGACCUCGAGAUAAUUACCACUUGUUCUUUUUACCCAUCAACUUCUUGUCUACAUUGUAAUGAUUGUAAUUUGUGCGAUGUAACAAUAAUGUAAACAGUAAUACAUCACUUUUGCUGAAAAACUAAAUUACUAACCCUCAUUGACCUAAAGUACUCCAAUAUUCAGCAUAUUUAGACACGCUGAAUUGGUAUUAACCUUGUAAAGACUUCAGUCAAAAGUCUUGUGUUUCACCCUGGAAAAAAGAAAGGCUGAAAACCAUUGUUCAUGGGAUACAUGAACAGUUGAGGGAGAAUGAUGCAUCAAAUACUAAAACAUCUCGUUAAAGCAAGGUUUUCAAUGUAAAAUGCAUCAGGCCUCAUUCUGCUGCAGCAUCUUUUGUGUCACAACUGAGAACCGCUUGAGUUGGUAACAAUGUUGAACAGACAUGAAAUCUAAAUUGUCAUCAUCAGAUUUCAUAGUUUGAGGUGUUUUAUACUAUCAUCGUCAACACUGCUUGAGUGGACCUGUUAUUGUAUUGAAACCAAACCCUCAGCAAACUGCUGCAGGUUUGGGUGAUAUUUUAUCUACCUCUGUGGUAUUGUGAAAACCAAUACCUCCAGUUCGGUACCAGUUCCGAUGCGGAUAUCGAAUUGUGUUUUACCAGGCCAGGGGAUUAAAAUAUUACACAUGCAGUUGUAGUGCUUUAUACUGAACUUUCAUUCUCCAACCCCAGGUUACCCCACUACUCUACUACUGUAUUUAUGUUAAUGUGUGAACACAUAUGUGGUAAUUGUUAAUUGAUUGUUAUGACAAUCAGAGAACUGUUUUAAAUUAUCCAUUAAUUGGCCUCGGGCUAGUUCAGUUAUUUAUUUGUAUUUCAUUCCAUGUAACCUAUUUGUACUGUAUAAGGCCACACCAAUUUGUACUGGAUUGCUAGUACAUUGUACUGUAAAAAAUGCCUUUUGAAGGGAGAUAUAUAUGCUUAGAAGCUUACUCACUGACCGGAGUUACUCAAAUUGGUGUGGCCUGAAAGUUUGGAACUAAAUCUUUAUUUUAAUACAUUUGAAUUGAUAUGAUAUGAAGAUACUUUAAAAAUUGGUCAGUAGGUCUAGGACACAACUCGGUCAAGAUAGCCUGUAGCUUCAGUGUACUUUGUAUUGUAAUAGUGCAAAAUAUUGGAAGCAGGAGGAGAAGGCUAAAGAUUCAUGACACCAAGACUAGUCAUGGGAGCCCGGACUUCAAAUCCUCCAGUAUUUUCCACAGACAUGAAAGAUGUCACAAGUUCUCGUACAUGUACAGUCCUACUGUUGUACUUUUUAACUUCGCAAAUAUUUUAUGGUGGUUCAAACAAACGUGGACAGGUUGUCUUUUUCUUGUAUUUGGCCACGAUGGUGAGGGAAAGAUGAAAAUAAGUAGGUUUCAUGUAGAUGUUUAGACUGCCAUUUUACAAUGUGCACCUUGAAAGAAAGGGCCUGUCUUUAUAUUCCAUUUCAAUAUUCUGUAUGAAAUUGCGUCCAACUUUUGCUCGGUCUGCUUAUGCCUGUGAUUAGUUCAGAUGAAAUUAUGGAGUUCACGUUCAUGACAUAUUUUAACUGAAGCUUGUAAUUACCAGAAAAUGCUUUAAUCCCUGGGGAAAUUAUUUUACUGCACUUUGCAUCAUUAUAUGUUGGUACCAUGCCCUGAGACAGAGAUCUCUGGACUGCAACAUCACAUAUGAAGUCUACUGACAACCUGUUUUCAAGUCAUCCUGUUUUUAUCCUGAUCGUCCUUCCUCUCCGGGGCGACAAGACAAGGCUGGACCACUGCAUCCAGAGCUGUCAUCAAUCCUCAUCCUGACAUAACCAGUGAUUUUCCAUAUACUCCCCCUCUCGAUACUGUAUAGGAGGAAGGAGUAUAGCAAAACCUCAUCGCAGGAUGUCAAUCUUUGGCAACCACGAUUUCUUUUGCCCCGUGGUGUCCAUUUCAAGGCAGUCCUGGGGAUGCUGCCUCGCUUAAUCUCACCAGCUUCUGGUUUGGAGAUUUUCCCUUUCAACAAUAAUUUUUGAUUCAGAGUGCAGUUCCCUUUAUUUGCGUCCAAUUGACUAUGAAAUGAAUUGCUUUGAGGAAGCUUUAUUUUUUAAGUAGGUUGACACCGUACCAGUUGGAGCAGUACUACUAACUAUGUAUAAAUUGGAAAUUAUUUGAGAUGUAAUAAAAGUCUUGCAUUUU